This is a messenger RNA of Saccoglossus kowalevskii, 2254 nucleotides long. RefSeq names its product heme A synthase COX15-like. NCBI's taxonomy places the organism in Eukaryota, Metazoa, Hemichordata, Enteropneusta, Harrimaniidae. Gene Ontology annotation, biological process: heme A biosynthetic process. The record is from RefSeq and is a predicted model, not a curated record. Gene Ontology annotation, cellular component: mitochondrial inner membrane. Gene Ontology annotation, molecular function: oxidoreductase activity, acting on NAD(P)H, heme protein as acceptor.
GUACUAUUUUCGUCGGCUGCAUGUGAAUGUUAUCACGCAAAUAGCAUUCUUUUUGUCGAUUGCUAAGUUAUAAAAGGAAGAUUACACUAUGUUUGCACUCCACUUGGGUAGGCUCGGCCUCCAACAGUCAGCAGUUCGGUCAUUCAGCUUAUCCAACCCACUACGACAAUGGAAUAAAUUACAAGUACAAAGUAAACAGAUUAUAAGACAGAGUGGAUCUAAUUCAAAUAUUGGACGAUGGUACAACAGAUUUGCUCCGUUAUGCAGAAAUCACUCGCGUUUAUUGACAAGUGAUGCUUUGAUGACAGUCCGUUCAACAACAACCAAAGCGAGUAGCAAUGUUGCCAAGUCACUUGUUGGUGACAUUCCGUCGUAUGCUAGAAAGAUUGUUGGAGGAUGGCUGAUAAUCUGUUCAGGAAUGGUUGUUGGUGCUGUGGUACUUGGUGGAGUCACAAGAUUAACAGAGUCAGGCUUAUCAAUGACCGACUGGAAUCUGAUAAAAGGAAUGAAACCACCAAGAUCAAAUGAAGAAUGGGAAGCAGAAUUUAAAAAAUAUCAAGAAUACCCAGAAUUCAAAUAUUUACAUCAUGAAAUGACAUUGGAAGAAUUCAAGUGGAUAUUUUAUAUGGAAUAUUCCCAUAGAAUGUGGGGAAGAGCUAUAGGAUUGGUUUUUGCUCUACCAGCCAUGGUGUUUUGGAAUAGAGGUUGGCUCAGCAAAGCAAUGAAGCCUAGAGUUAUAAUAUAUGGAUCUCUAAUACUUUUCCAGGGGCUUCUUGGUUGGUAUAUGGUCAAGAGUGGGUUGGAAGAACCAAAGACUGAAGACGUUCCACGUGUCAGUCAGUAUCGCCUGGCAUCGCAUUUAGGAUCAGCAUUAUUAUUAUACACAUUGAUGUUAUGGUCGGGAUUGACGCAUCUUAUGCCAACACAAAAUGUGCCAGCUAUAGCUAGCAAAUCCCUCCCUUUACUGAGAAAAUCAGCUCACUUUGCGUUAGCAAUGAUAUUUACAACAGCACUAUCAGGUGCCUUUGUUGCUGGGUUGGAUGCUGGUUUACUGUACAACAGUUAUCCCAAAAUGGCCGACAAGUGGAUACCAGAUGACAUAUUAGCACUUUCCCCUACAUGGAGGAAUUUUUUUGAGAAUCCCACAACUGUUCAGUUUGACCACAGAUUAUUGGGAACAACAACUGCAACAAUAGUAGGACUUUUGUGGUUUUAUGCAAAACGUGUACCACUACAUCCUAGAGGCCAGAAUGGCAAUCAACUGUAUGUGUGCUAUGGCUGGAAUACAGGUUACACUUGGUAUCUGUACCUUGUUAUACUAUGUACCAACCAAAUUAGCAGCAAGCCACCAGUCGGGAUCCGUUGCGCUAUUAACAAUGGCAAUCUGGUUUCUUAACGAGUUGAAGAGAAUCCCUAAAUGAAGAGAUCAACAUGCUUCAUUCGCUGAAUCUUGUCAGCAAACUUGUUUAGAAGCCAUGUGUCAUAGUAGCCCCAAAACUAUGAAACAUAGCAACUUGAAACCAGGUCAAAGGUUAUUCAAGUCAAAGGUUACAUGGGUCAACAGUUGCCUUUAUAAUGGAUGUAUGACACAUGCAGAUUAUAUUUUGCAAUCUAUACUUAAAUAUUUAAUAAUUUUACAUUCAAUUUAAUAUAGAUAAUUAUGAUUUAGUCAAUUAUUAAAUGCUUCAACCAGAUAUUCAGAUUAUGCAUGAGCACAAGAUGCAAUGGAAUAAGUCAGCAGAUAUUGUAAAAUUAAGAAAUUUUGCAAUAAUCUCAGAAAUUUAAUUUGAGAUAUUAUUCAGUUUUGUAAAGUGAUUUUUUUUUAUUAAAAACAGCAUUGUGACAAUACAGUAAUUUUAGAUUACUCAUGAAUGUGAUUUAAAAUAAGUCAAUAUUAGGAUGCCAGUUUGGUGUACCACAUUUUGUCUAUUACAUCUAUUGAAGCAAUUCUUCUCUGGUGACCACUUAAUGAGUGUGUUAGAAUAUAUUGUAUGUAGUAGUCAAAGAGAUAGUUGCUUUGAUUGCUCAGACGGUUUUCAACUGUGAUUCUAAGUUAAUAAGUGCAUUUUUUUACUAAUUUAUCAGUUAACCACAUCCAUGUAGUUACCGGUAUAUAUAAAAAAACAACAAAAAACAUUCAAUUAUUUUCUGCUUGAUUGCGAUAUAUGGUAUUGGGGUGAAUUUCACAGGAGUCCAAUGUAGCUAUGUAAUUACUACUACUUGUAUAUAUGGUGCCUUUGCGAUUCAGUAUUCA